GUACCCCAAAAAAUGCAAGUCACUCUUCUUGCUCUUCUUCUGCUCAUCGUUCCUUUCUUUGCUUUUGCUGCAUCGCAAUAUUCGGAUGAUGAUUCUGAAUUGAUGAGCAACAACGAACGAUUUGCUCGUGAUCUUGAAUUGCGAAAGAAAUUUGCAUUCGCAUUUGCAAAGAGAAGUGCAGGAGAUGCAGAUGUUGUCAUCGAAGCUCGCAGUGGACCACAAGCUCAUGAAGGUGCUGGUAUGCGCUUUGCUUUUGCAAAAAGGCGAGCUCCAAAGGAGUUUGCCCGAUUUGCACGCGCCAGCUUCGCGUAAAUCAACAAGAUGACGUCAUAAACGAGUCAAAAACUUUCAAAAUGGGCGGCUAUUUGAAAUUUGUUAUUUUCUCGAACUAGUAAAACGUUAUUCUCCCUUCUCCCUCUCUCUCUCUCUCUCUCUCUCUUUUCUUGCUUUAUUUUUGAAAAUAAAGAUUCCAUGUGA
This is a messenger RNA of Caenorhabditis elegans, 477 nucleotides long. It is a transcript of the gene nlp-20, whose product is annotated as Neuropeptide-Like Protein. The record is from RefSeq and is marked reviewed. NCBI's taxonomy places the organism in Eukaryota, Metazoa, Nematoda, Chromadorea, Rhabditida, Rhabditidae. The coding region runs from base 13 to 312 and encodes 99 amino acids. The transcript has 3 exons.